Microplitis demolitor is the source of this 2747-nucleotide messenger RNA. RefSeq lists its product as uncharacterized. Bases 322 to 2196 code for a protein of 624 amino acids. NCBI's taxonomy places the organism in Eukaryota, Metazoa, Arthropoda, Insecta, Hymenoptera, Braconidae. The record is from RefSeq and is a predicted model, not a curated record. The transcript has 4 exons. Gene Ontology annotation, cellular component: cytoplasm.
UAUAUUUUGUGAAUUUUAAUAAUAACCUCGAACAAUUUAUAACAAUUAUUUAUAUUUAUAUAUUUUGGUGAAUUACUUACUAAAUUUCAUUAUAAUUAACCAAUUAAAUUAAUUUAAUAAUAUGUUUUUAAAAUUUUAAUUUAUUAAUAAAUAAUUUAAUGUUUUUUUUAAAAAAACAUUUUAAAUAAUUCGUUUAAAAAAUGUGUGAGCGUUUAAAGUUUUGUUGCAAAAAUGGUCAAGUGAAAAAGGCCGAGACAGUAUGAGCAGGCAUACAAAAAUUACCAUAUAAAUUUUUUAAAUUUUCAUCUCACGUGAUUAAAAAUGAUGGCAUUUGACAUAUUGGACCGUCCAGGUGGAACAAUUAUUGAUAAAUUAGAGGAAAUAAGUAUAAAUGUUGAAAAAAGUCAUCUUGCGUAUUUACAAACAGACGAGAGUGAAAAAAAAAUUGAACUGAGACGGAAACUCGAAGGAUUCAUCAAAGAAUAUUUACACCUGGUGCCACAUGAAAAAAAAUACGUAUUCCAGCAGACAGCCCACAUUCUCCAUCAAUCAGCAGCGACACUUCCGGAUUUUAGCGGGUAUCGCGCGUGUUCUGCGUGGAUCGCAAUUUCGCUUUACGCGGCAAAUUUGCUGGCGCAACCCUGGAGGAAAGAGUAUCGGACCCUGAGAACUUACAGCGGUUUUUAUAAGCAUGAGAUAGAGACCAAUUUGAUUGGAGCUGAGCUGAUGUUCGAGCUGAUGGGUUAUAAGCACACUGGAGUGCACGAGCGAGGGGUGAUGGCACUAGAGGGCCCGAUAGAUCCCGACCGGGUUUCGUAUGUCAGCCGGGAUGCCAUCGUCGCGUUCGUCGAGUGUCAAAUAAUAAAACAGAUAUGGGAAAAUGUCUCACAGUCAUUCACGGUCUCCUGGCUGGAAGUCCUGGAGUUUAGAGAAAAACACGUGGGUACUCCAGAAAACGCCAUCCGCGCGUUGAAUCACAGGUUCUGGGAACGCGUUCAGCAAAGACGUAAACUUGUUAAUUAUGAUUUGCAUUACGCGCAGCCGGCAAUUAUAAAUAAUCCAAUCAGUAGUGCGCAGUAUCCAUUAAGUAAUUAUAGAACUGAUGGAGUUGUUGGAAUGCCUGGAGCACCUGGACCUGGACCAAUACUGACGAUGCCCAGAGUUCCUGUGGUACCAAUCACUGGAGCGACUGGUUACGUUCCUGGAAUCAUUUGCCCUGAUAAUUAUCAACGAUACGAAGACUUGAGGUACUUUGAAUCAGACCCGCUGAUAAGUAAUCAUUUCAAUCAACUUUAUGGUGUCCCUCCAUCAGCAUAUCCGCGAGCUGCGCCGCUAAUUGAACUCGACGGCAUGAAUUAUGACAAACGCACUCACCGUCGCAGCAAAUCAUCAGCUACCAAAGUACCUCAGCUAGAACAAGUUGAUAAUUCUGAUCGGAAUAAAUCAUCGGCCAUAAAAACAUCAAUGAGUCUCGACUCAGCAACGGCAGCAGACUCCUGGGAUUUUGUAUACCGCAGUCUUGAUGAUCUUGGGUACUCUAAAGAUGUUGCUGAGCGUGGAGACGUUCUGCGCAAGCACACCACCAGGAGGACAAAUUCCAAGAUAAUUGACAAUCAAUUUGCUGACAAAUAUGAGGACUCGCGUCGUCGCCAUGGCAACACGAUAAUUAAAAAUUCUAAAAUAAACGGCAACGGCAAUUUACGUUACGACAAAACCCAACUUAUUGAUUUAAAUCCUGGGUAUAAUUACGACAGUGAAGGAAGUGAUGUAAUGAGUAAUGACAUUAAAUUGAAAGACACCAAGACAAGUCAAAUUAAAAAUAAGAGAAUUAUUGAUAUGGUUAAAAAUAUGUCUAUCAAACCUAUUGAUAAUCAUGAUGACUACGUUGAUCUUCAUCAUUUUAAUAACGAGUAUGAGCAUCAGCGGGAGCAAGAGUGCGAUCUUGAGCAUGACCGUCAUAAAAUAAUAAGGGAGAAGUGUCCGGAUAAGUGGAACUGCAUGACAUGUACAUUUUUGAACCCAGGAAACCGGGAAAUUUGUGAAAUGUGUGGUAAAUCCAGGCGAAAAGGUAACGAAGACAAACCUCUGGCCAGUGGAGGCAAAGAAUGUCCGGUCUGUACGCUUGUUAAUGAAAAAGAAGCUAAAGCUUGCGAAGUAUGUCAUGCUAAUUUGAAAGACUCGCCUACUUAUAUUUAAUUACUAUAAUUAAUUUUAGCGCACUAAUUUAUUUAUUUGUUUUUUUUUUUUUAUUGAUACUGAAUGAUGUUGGAAGAAAAAUUGUGUUUUUAGUCCAGUCGAAAUACGGAAGUAGGGAUUUUAAAAAGUUGGUGCACCCCCCCCCCCCCGUAUAAAAAUCAUUACCCCAAGGGUUGAUGAGAAAAAAUAUAAACAGCCCCAAAAAACAGAUUUAAUUGGCAAAUAUUUUAUGAAAAAAAAAAUGUAUACGACUUUCUUCCCUCUAAACAGGACAAGAAUUUAAACUGGGGGUAUAUAUUUAUUUUCUCAUCAACCCCUGUAUUUUUAUGGCUUACAGGAGAGACCUUCAAUAAAAUUUGCACCAACUUUCUAGAAUCUCCUAUUUCGAAAUUUCGACUGAAUUAUUUUUAAAAAAUUGAUAUUAUCUGGCCUUAUUAAAAAUUGUUGAAAGUUUAUUAGAGAAUAUGAAUGAAUGAAUUUGUAAAAUAUUGAAUAUAUAUCUAUGCUUUUAUGUUAUUUAAAUUUAAUUCAAUAAACAUGUUGAAUUGUUA